Molecule: messenger RNA, 692 nt
Organism: Sinocyclocheilus grahami
Lineage: Eukaryota; Metazoa; Chordata; Actinopteri; Cypriniformes; Cyprinidae
Gene: tsen15
Product: TSEN15 tRNA splicing endonuclease subunit
Exons: 3
Coding region: 417-692 (91 amino acids)
Biological process (GO): tRNA splicing, via endonucleolytic cleavage and ligation
Molecular function (GO): nucleic acid binding
Source: RefSeq, a predicted model, not a curated record
AACUAUAAAUUCAUUGUCUAACUCUAGAGCUACCUUUUAACGGACGUAAACAACACUUAGGACGAAUAAAUUGUGCAGUCAAGAACGCUACUAUGGCGAAGGUUUAUGAAUAUUAAUUACGUCAUAUGACGUUCGCACAGUAGACAACGCUGAUUUGCUGGCAGACGCUACGCUCCAGUUAAGCUGGCGAAUGAACGUCUCGGAUAUUGCAUAAUGAAUGAGCUCACUCACGUGAUUGGACGCGUACCACGCAACUUGUUUAAUAUUCAUGAGACAUGCCUUUGCACUAGUAGGAUUCGUAAUUUGCGAGUGCAGAUGGAUAUAUGCGCACGUGGUGAAUCUGUAAACAGUUUUUGUGUCGUGCUUUUAUUCAGUUUGCGGUUUAAGAAAUAAAAGGAGGAGAGUUGAAUAUUAUUAUGGAUGAAGUAAAUCGAGCGGAUCCUCCGAGCUGGAUCCAGCAGCACGCCGUCUAUCAAGACCUGAUGCAUUUAGAUGUCGGUGACAGUGCUCAAGUAUAUGCUGCCUUCCUGGUGUACAUGGAUCUGACGGAAGUGCGUAAAUGGAAAGAGGUGGUUGGAGUUUCCUGCCCAGAGCUGCAGGCGGUUCUGCUGGAGGGUCGAGAGAAGGAAGGAGAAACAGUCCAGAUGGUCUACCCUCUGCCUUCACACAGAUCCAUCAAACACAGAGAGUAG